AUGGGGACUUAUAUUGAGUCUGGUCCAAUGAUUCAGUACAUCGGUAGGUUCAAUAGCAGUCUCGGCAGAUAUUCAGACGAGGACAUGUCCAAUACGGAGCCCGUCACCUUCAUCUCUGCAAAGUAUCUUCUUCUGGAGGACAAACUUGCCGGCAAAAAGCACCUAGGGAAUCACUACAAGAGAACGCUCCGUGAAGUGUUAUAUGGUUAUGAAGAUGGGACAUCACAUGAUACCAGCCAGGGUGCCCAGAAUGUCGACCUAGGCGGAUCUAAGUCUUUGUUGAUACAAGCAUCACAAGUUUGGACUUUAGUGCUGGGUUUUGACUUGAUCAUCACUUACUCUGGAUUGUCCUCAUCAGAAAUGCAGCAGAAUCUCAUCUCGAUUAACACGACAACGUCAUCAGAAAGGACAUUCACAAUCAGGCUUAUCGAUGAGAAAGACAUGUGCCGUUACCAUUUGGUCAUAAAUUCAAGCUGGAAGUACGUAGGUCAAAAGCGAUCGAAUGUGACGGCCUAUGUGCUCGUCAACCGAUUUGGUCUGUUGUUUACCACAGAUAUGUGGCUAAACUUGCUUUCCGAAGCUUCUCGCCACAACCAGCCGGAGUAG
Molecule: messenger RNA, 606 nt
Organism: Colletotrichum gloeosporioides
Lineage: Eukaryota; Fungi; Ascomycota; Sordariomycetes; Glomerellales; Glomerellaceae
Exons: 3
Coding region: 1-606 (201 amino acids)
Source: RefSeq, a predicted model, not a curated record